Capronia coronata CBS 617.96 is the source of this 1005-nucleotide messenger RNA. RefSeq lists its product as uncharacterized. The transcript has a single exon. Lineage: Eukaryota; Fungi; Ascomycota; Eurotiomycetes; Chaetothyriales; Herpotrichiellaceae. The record is from RefSeq and is a predicted model, not a curated record. The coding region runs from base 1 to 1005 and encodes 334 amino acids.
AUGGUGCUACUAGGCGGUCUGGAGCUCGUUGCCGCGGGCUAUCUUCUCAAAGAGAUUGGAAAAGACAACAAAGACGAAGAGGAGGAGAAACGUGAGAGGCGACGAAGACGACGCCGUCAUUCUCGAGACAGCUAUGACCACGGUGGCCAUCAGCACGGCCGUCACGAUGGCUCGCCUCCCAGUCGACACAGCCGGCCUCAGCAUCAGCAACAGCAACCGCAGCAAUACAUGCCGCAGCAACAGCAACAGCAGCUGAUGCCGCCUUCGCAUCCUGCCGGGCCUCCACGACCGUACAGCGCACCUCCACCACAGAAUCGUCCGUCGACCGGCCCGCCGGCGGGGUGGCAGCAGUCUCAUCCUCACCCUCCGCAGACGCAAUCACAGACCGCGCUACAAAACCAUGGAAUUUGGCCGCAACAGGCGCAACGGCCGGGACAAGUGCCGAUCCAACGUCCCAAUGGCUUUGCUCCCCAGGCUUUGCAACGCCCUGGGACUGGAACAUGGUAUCCUCCGCCAGGCAUGCAUCUGGACAUGAAGACGGGCAAGUUGCAGUCCAACAUGUACCCGCCGGAGAUGUUUGAGGCCCAAAAGCAAAAGCAAAACCAGAGCCAAAGCCAAAGCCAGAGCCAGAGCCAGAGCCAGAGCCGAGAGCAGAAGCGGCGAGAUACCGUGGACCAACGCAGCCAGGAUCGCCCUGGCAAUCGACAGCAGCAGCAGCAACGGGAGCACUUUGUGCCGACGACCUAUAGCCAGCCGGCGCUCAGUCACUCGCAGCCCCAGAUCAACGUGACACCCGUUCCAGCGGCAGAUCAAGGCCGGCCCUUGUUCUCCAGCCCGCCGCCGCAAGGAUAUGCUGAACUUGAUGCUGAGACCCCUGGGCGGUACAGACCGUAUGGCGACGAAAAGCGGAAAACGAAGUCGAGUUCAUUCUCGGGCCGGCACGACAGAAACGGAUUCGGUUAUACGGGUGACUUUCACGAUCCACCGCCGGCAUAUCGAGAGUAA